AUGAUGAAAACGACUACACUACCAACAUACGAAAACGUUUCAAGAACAACAUCGUUCGUCACAAAAGAAACAGAAUGUCAGUUAGCAUUCGAAUCAAGUAUUAUCUUUUCACAAAAAUCCUCCGUUUGGCUGUAUUUUUUUGAUGUUGUUGAUUUUAAUCAAGGCAGUUAUUUAGACCUCGUUGUCCCUACUGCUUUCAAUAACAACAUAACCAUACCGCCAAAUAAUGGAAAUGAAACGUUUGGAGCAAGCUUAAACAUUUGGAAUAUAACUGCACUUUAUGGAACGUACUUUGUCGUAGCGGAUGUUAAUAAUGAUUGUCGAUCAGAUCUAGUUAUUUCCAACUCAUAUACAAGUACUCUACAAGUCCUACUAGGCACAGGUAAUGGAUCGUUUAAGCAAUAUUCACUAGUUUCACUUGCGCCGUCUAAUCAAUCGAUGUCGAUGACUGCAGGUGAUUUCCAUGAUGAUGGUCGGUUGGACCUAAUCAGUGCAAACUAUAUGACCUCAUAUUUAGGUAUCGUCAGCGGUCUGUCGUCAAUCAUCGUCGUAGAUUUAAAUAAUGACCACUAUCUGGACUUUGUUGCUAUGGAUGCAAUUCAGAAUAAUCUAAAACUAUUUCUUGGCAAUGGCGAUGGUACAUUUCAAAAUCAAACAACCAUAUUGAUGGAAUAUAAUAGCUAUUUAGGAUCGCUUGUAGCUGCUGAUUUCAAUAAUGAUAAUUGCUUAGACAUUGCUAUGCUUGAUAUACUAAAUCAUAGAUUAAACGUCUUUCUAGGCUAUGGAAAUGCAAGCUUUAAGUCAAUGCUACCGUUUAUAACAGGGCACUAUAAUACUUCAAGAUCACUAGUUGCUGCAGAUUUUAACAGUGAUCGAUAUUUAGAUGUGGCUUUUGCCAAUGAUUUCACAGGCGACAUAGGAAUGAUGCUUGGUAACGGCAACGGAACUUUCAAAGCAUAA
Molecule: messenger RNA, 960 nt
Organism: Adineta ricciae
Lineage: Eukaryota; Metazoa; Rotifera; Eurotatoria; Adinetida; Adinetidae
Source: the annotation of a GenBank genome assembly